AUGUUGCACCAAGCAUCCUUGGUUAAUCUCUUUGAUGAAGAUGAUGAAAUGAUGCCUCCUCCCUCAAAAACUCAAAAAAUGUCAUCCAAUGCAUCAUCCACGGCACGGACUACCAAUGUGAAAGGUCCCAUGAAUCUUUGUUACCCGCAAACAUCAAAGGGGAAGGGAAGCAGUAGCACGACAGCAAUCGACGCAUCCAAGAAGUCGCUAAGAGAUUGCGGCUGUAGUGUGUUUCUUGUGUCAGUCGAUGCUAGUGAUGAAUCUAUGAAUUCCACCAAGAUGUUCAACUUGUUUGAGAAGACUAUUAAGCAAAUUGGGCCGGAAAAUGUUAUACAAGUUGUUACCGAUAAUGCUACCAAGAAUGUUAAAGCCGGUGACAUGAUGAUGGGUGUGUACCCGCACAUUUAUUGGACUCCAUGUGCUGCCCAUUAUAUCAAUUUGAUCAAUAAGGCCAUUGUUGUUGAACAUGAUGAGAAGAUAUACAAACCAAAGAAAUUUGGUGAAACCCUAAAGACAAGAUUUGCAACGGCCUUCUUAACUUUGCAAGCUCUUUACAUGCAAAAGAAAAACUUGAGAACUAUGAUCUUCUCAACCGAAUGGACAGAAAGUAGAUUUGCAAAGGAAAUUUUGGGAAAAGAAGUUGUCAGACAUCUUACUUCUACAUCUUUUUGGAAUGAUGUUGUUAGGGCACUUAAAGUUGGUUCUCCUUUGAUAGUAGCGCUUCGCUUGGUGGAUGGCGAAAAAAAACCAUCAAUGGGCUAUAUUUAUAAAGCAAUGGAUAGAGCCAAAGAAGCUAUUGAAAAGGGUUUUCAUGGCGAUCGGAAGUAA
Messenger RNA from Lycium ferocissimum, 828 nucleotides. RefSeq lists its product as uncharacterized. NCBI's taxonomy places the organism in Eukaryota, Viridiplantae, Streptophyta, Magnoliopsida, Solanales, Solanaceae. Bases 1 to 828 code for a protein of 275 amino acids. The record is from RefSeq and is a predicted model, not a curated record. The transcript has 3 exons.